AGCUGCGGAAAAGAAGCGUUGGCUAAGGUAGAAGCGGCUGAGAGAGAGGCAGUCACCGGCUGUUUUGGUGAUUGCUGUAGAAAUGGAGUGUUUCAAUGACCUCCUCCACAAACUGAAGGAGGUCCACGAGCGAGAAAUAGAAGGAUGGCAGGUGAAAGUUCAAGAGCUGUCCAACAAGAAAGGCUGGUUGGAGAUUUUCAAAAAUUCCUUUUUUGCGUUUACGUGUGGACAAUGAAUACGAAGUUCGUCACGCAAUGUCAAAGUGACACAAAAAGAAUGGAAGAACUUUUUACCAGAAACCAACAGAUGAAAGAACAACACAGAUUACUCACCGAAAACAUUAAGGUUCUGGAAAACAGGCUUAGGGCUGGGCUGUGUGACAGAUGUACGGUCACUCAAGAGGUAGCCAAGAGAAGACAACAGGAAUUUGAAGCUUCCCAGAUUCAGAGUCUCCAGCACAUCUCUCUACUUGCUGGAGAGAUGAACAACCUGAAAAAAGAGAACAAGAAGCUUAAAGAUGAAAACAGAAACUUAAAAGCAGCACUUGACAAAGGUCACAGUGACCACUCUUCCAAUAGUAGCACCACCACAGAGGUCAAGCCCAACUCUUCCCCUGCCCUUUCACCCUCAUCUGGAAUCCUGUCCCUUGUCAAUACAACAACCAGCAGGCCAAGCAACAAGCCAGCAGAUGGCAACAUUUCAGUAAAGCCUGAUGUUGAACUGAAAACUGAAGAAACCGAAGGCAGACAGUUAAGAGGAAUCAACCGAAGCCAGUUUGAUGCUCUUCCAUUGUCGGCCCUCACAUUGCCGUCAUGGAAGAAAGAACACUUUGUGACUCGUGCUGGGGAGAAGAGGAGAUCUUCUGUCCCAGCUGCUGGAGAUGUGCGACCUGGCAGACAUGUUGUCCAUGCUCCUGUCGCCCGACAUCCUCAAGCAAUCAACAGCAACUCUGCUUCUCUUCGCUGGUCUCUAUCUGAAUCAACUGAUUGGAUUACUGCCGGCACCAACACAGUAGUGCAAACUUCACCCAAUCCACACUCACAACAUUUUCACAGCUUGAACCCAAUGAGGCAACAGGCCAGCCCCAGAAGGCAGGUUUUUAGUCCUCCGUUUCCUAAGCAGAGCAGCAUUCAGCCCCCUGCCAGAGAGCCAACUGUGGUUUUCCGAUUGACAAAUCUGCCAGAUUAUGUGGAGAUUCAAACAAAGCCCACAGAGAAAACAGAGAAAAAGGAAAACCUGCUACCCAAGGUUGAGAGGGUGUCUGGAGAAGGGUUAAAAGAGUUAAAUGAUGGGCCUUUGGACUUAUCUGAUCGGGGGAAGUCCAUAUCCAGUCAAGUGCCAAAAAGUGAUUCAUCCUCAGCCUUACAAGAUGGAACAAGAGUUCAAAAGAGCCCUGAAUUGGAAGUAAACACAAAUUCUUCUGCAGACAUAGCAGAAUCAUCAUCUUCACCUAUUGUCAUUCCUUCAUCAUCGUGUGCAACGACAGAAGAGCAAGCACCUGACAAGGAUCCUAACCACAAGGUAGUCAGAGAGCAGGAUCAGAAAGAGGAGGUGAAUGGAAAGACAGAUGAAAGCAAGGGGAAGAAGGUGCCUAUCCUCACUCUAUCAUUACGGCCAGCAGUAGUGGUGUUGGAGACUCUGAACCCAGCUCUACAAAAGCAAGAUUCCUUAUCAUCAAAUGGCAAGACAUCUUCAGCAACAGAUGAGCCAGAAACCAGCUCUGAUGAGCAGGACGAGGAAGCCAGCCGGUCAGGACAAGAAAGCAAUCAGGGCUCCAAAAGGAAAAGGGCAUCUGUGGAGACAGACGCAGACAGAGAUUUCAACACAGACAGCAACAACCAUCGGGAGAGGAAGCUCAAAAUCACAAUGAGAUCAGAGGAAAAGCCCUAGAUAAAGAGGAUGUCACACUGACUUGUGCCAAAACACCCUCCUGUAUAACAAGCUGAAGAGACUAAAAUCUGCAGAAUUCUCUUUUGUUCCUCAUCUUCGAGCGAAACGAAACACGGUCUGCGCUGCUAAUGCUUAAAGAACUUCAUUCUAAAUGUCCUGGCAUGCCCGUCACUGCUUGGCUAAAAAAAAAAAAACACGUAAAUCCUCUUACGUGGCUAACUUAGAAGAAUAUAAGAAAGAAAGUCCGAAGAGUAAAAGAAGUUCCUCUUCCUCUUUUCUCAUUUUCAGACAGCACAUAUUUUGCAAGUAUGAACUUUCCACUAACAGCUGUGACAACAACCUUUGCUUAGCUGGGUGAUAGAUGGGAAGUGUUAAAAGCAGAGAGACAGCUAAAGAAACUCUUGUGAUAAAGCACUGUGAAGCUACUGAGUCCAUUUUGUAUCGAUAUAAAAAUGGAUGGACUGGCAGAGUCAACUAAUCUCAAAUCUACUUAUUUUUCCUUCAUUUCAUUUUUUAGAUGUCCCUGUGUAUGAACCCAGAUCUGCAGUCCUAAUGCUGUCAUAUUGAUUUCUCCUGUUUCUGUUAUGCGUGUCUGAUGCCAUUAUAGUCCAUUAAGUAUGGCAUUUUAUCAAUGGUCAGUGGUCUUUCCCUGCCAUUUGCAUCUCUCGGUUAAAAAAAUGUGAUUGACUAUCCUACUGUAAGUGUACUGCUAUGUUCUGACUUUUAAGCUGUCAAGCUAGAUGAUGUGCUGUUGAGAGUAUUUUUUUUACAAUACUACACUGUUAGAAACCUUUUAAUGAAUGUACUGUUACUGAUGUUGAAAUAAAUUUCCAUUCUUAAA
Molecule: messenger RNA, 2731 nt
Organism: Neolamprologus brichardi
Lineage: Eukaryota; Metazoa; Chordata; Actinopteri; Cichliformes; Cichlidae
Gene: rbbp8nl
Product: RBBP8 N-terminal like
Biological process (GO): DNA double-strand break processing involved in repair via single-strand annealing
Molecular function (GO): damaged DNA binding
Source: RefSeq, a predicted model, not a curated record